Messenger RNA from Galendromus occidentalis (western predatory mite), 937 nucleotides. RefSeq lists its product as uncharacterized. The coding region runs from base 32 to 745 and encodes 237 amino acids. The record is from RefSeq and is a predicted model, not a curated record. The transcript is spliced from 4 exons. NCBI's taxonomy places the organism in Eukaryota, Metazoa, Arthropoda, Arachnida, Mesostigmata, Phytoseiidae.
GGAUGUGGUGCAGUCAGUGAAAGUGAUUGCAAUGAAAACCAGUCGUUUCGCAGCUCUGAUCGUCGGACUGGCCCUGGCGCGGGCGACUCCCGAGGCGGGACAGCUCGUCAGACCGAAACCGUCCGAACGUACGGAAUCGAAAUGUUCUCAAGACCUGUGGGACUCUAUUGCAGAGAUGGAGCGCUACAAUAAUUGGACCGUGCAAGACUUGACGAGAGCAUCUGGUUUCACCGUGGCGAUAACCCAGUGGAAUUCUGUCGUCAGCUCACAGUGCCUCCAAACCGUAUUCGAAAUCUCGGAUAACCUCCUCGCCGUGUCGCACGUACAUCCUACGCAACCCUUGAAAACCUCUUAUUAUAAUAUCGCAGACGGGACUAACGCCACUGAAACGACGACCACCAGGCCGAUCGAAGAUGCCCCGAAGAUGAUGAUCGCAGGCGCGUCGCGCAACUUCGCCGUUUACGUGAUGUGCAACGAGCAGAGCUCGAAUUUGAAUCUCUACGUUACGUACGGCUCCGCAAUCACGAACGAUGAGAAGAAAACAAUCAACACGUGGAUCAAGGCUUCGAGCUUCCCGAUCAUCGGACGCUGGGGUGCCGUCAAUUUCGACACGUGUUUCCUGACAAAAACUUACGUCUGUAACGGAGGGAGGACACAAUUCUGUUCUGGAAUCAACAGGAAAUCGAAGCAGGGUAGCAGCGAAGAGCGUGACGAUACCAUGGAAAUCAUCGACUUGUUCGGAUGAUGGCCCACCGCCAAUGGUGCUUCACAUUCCUGGUCAGAGAAUCCUUUCUUGAGGAACGCUCUCGCGACGGCUUCUCAACAGCGGAUCGGGCUCUGACUCUUGAGAUAAAUGGAUCUCUUCUUCAAUUGUGGACGGUGUCAGAAAACGCAAAUAAAGUGUAACUGGAGCCGUCGACGGUACCAUCCAAGCGUA